Molecule: messenger RNA, 4695 nt
Organism: Cylas formicarius (sweet potato weevil)
Lineage: Eukaryota; Metazoa; Arthropoda; Insecta; Coleoptera; Brentidae
Product: protein angel-like
Exons: 8
Coding region: 1646-3298 (550 amino acids)
Molecular function (GO): 3'-5'-RNA exonuclease activity
Source: RefSeq, a predicted model, not a curated record
CAGUAUCUAUAAAAAUGAGAGAUCAUCCAGUAUUUCAUUGUGAACUGAAAGAACAGUUUUAUAAGAAGAAACCAUGCCCGACAGACCACUUAAAUCAUGAAGGUAAAUGCAGCCUGGGUAAUUGCGAAAUAUCUCCAAAGCCAACUUGCAUCCAUUGUAAAGGCUCUCAUCAGGCCACUGAUAGAUCAUGUCCGGAAAUGGACAGACAGAAGAAAAUCAAUGAGGCUAUGGCAUGGUACAACUUAUCCUUUUUUGAAGCGGCCAAACUCUUUCCAAGAGGCCCCAAAUCAAGUGAGUUUAAUCGCUCUAAUGAAAAUUUCCCUCCUAUUCAUAACACGGUUGCCCCCGUCUCUCAGCCUUCCCCUAGAUCUGCUUCUAAAACUUAUUCUGUCAUAGCAAAAAAGCGUAAGUCCCCCCAAAUAGAAUCAGGGUAUGAUAGGGACGCCCACAGGGAUUGUCUCGUGCCGCCGUUGACUAGGCAGAAGUUGAAUCACACUAGCAAAAGUCAAUCUUCUCCCUCAUAUUUAAAUGAUUUAUCGUCAGAGUCCGAGAUGGACACUGCUUCUCCAGGGGUUUCCUCCUCUGGUGAAUUUUGGUAUCGGUUUGAAAAUUUAAAGAAAAAAGUCUUGUCCAAUAUACCCAGUAAAAGUGCUUACCAUGAAAUUGAGAGUCUUUUUGACUCCCUGCCUCCUCCCGGAGGAUGCAGGUUUUAAUUUAUUAAUGUUCCCAGAUCGACAGUCAAAUCUUUCUGUUAAAAUUAGUAAUCUCUCAAUUAUUCAUUGGAACACUUGCGGUAUUAGAAGUAAUUGUGAUAGUAUUAUUAGACUUAUUCGUGACUUUGGUCCGGAUAUAGUCAUGAUUAAUGAAUCUUUUUUACUCCCAUGGGAAGAGACAUUUAUAUUUACCGAUGCCUCUAAGGGACCAGAUGAUAGAGUUGGCUUUGGAGUAUUUAUUCCGUUUCUCAAUGUUAGGGUCGGGCAUGGGUUGAAUAGCGCGUUUUGUAUUUGCUCUGCAGAAAUGGUAGCUAUUAGUUACGCCCUAGAUCUUAUAUUAGAUUAUAAUAUUAAACAGGCAGUAAUUGUCUCCGAUUCCAAAAGUGCCCUGCAGAGCUUCGGAUGCAGUGCGGUUGAAGCUUCCAACAGCUACAUUCUACUAGAUAUUAAAGCAAAGAUUGAUAUUUUAAAGCGCAGACUUGGGGGGAAAAUCCGAAAAAUUGACAUUUAGAACUUCUGAGAUUAGUCUCCUUCACUGGAGAAGAUCCGAAAAUCCUCGACAUUUGGAACUUUAAAGUUUAGUCUCCUUCGCUGGAGAAGAUCUGACAAUCCUAGACAUUUGGAACUUCAAAAAUCAGUCUUCUUCGCCAGAGAAGAUACGAAAAUCCUCGACAUUUAGAACUUCAAAAUUCUGUCUCCUUCCUGGAGAAGAUCCGAGAAUCCUCGACGGUAGUCGGCAAUGGGCGAAUGAUCCUGGUAGUCGUGCCCAACAGUUAUCUGUGAAACGCAUCAUUGAAUUGAAUUGAAGCUUUUUCUGUUAGGACUGUGUGUGCCGAUUCGCAAAUGUAAUUUUCAAGAUAAAAAGUUACAAAGGGUAUUAGAUUAGCUUUGUUUUUUUGGAAAUUGUUCUGAAAUGAAGUAUAUGCAAGUCUAUGUUUAACAAUGUGAAAGUUUCUUUUUUUGGGACCAAGUCCAAGUAUUGCUAUGUAAGCUUUAAAAAGUUUAUCAUGUCCAAACCAGACUCGCAUUCGAAGAAAUUCAAUAAUUCCAAAGCUGCGGCCAAACCAAAAUCUAAAAGCACUGAAAGUUUAUUUGCCAACUUCACCAUGUGGUCAUCAUCUAACAGCGGUAGAUUUAAUCCCCCAUUGCCUUCAAAUUAUUCGCUAUAUGGUUUAUAUUGGCAAUCAGUUUUGCAGCAAAACCAAUUAUGUGAUCCAUUUAAUACUUUCCUGCCACAGCAUCAGCAAAUAAGCAAAUUGACAAGUAAUGCUCAGCAUCAAAUAUAUCAUUCAUCUCGAGUUAUCAACAGACAAUGCAAGGACACUCGUAGAAAUAGAAGUGCUGGUGGAAAACCCAGAAAUUGUUUGAAUGAAUUAACAAAGGUUUGUGAACUACUCUGCAAAAGGAUAUGGGAACCUAUAUAUGACGAUAAAGGAAGAAAUGGGGAUUUUACAUUCACUGUUAUGUCUUACAAUGUACUAGCACAAGAUUUAAUUAAAGAACACCCAGAACUUUACAGAAUGCAUGACCCAAAUGCUCUAAGGUGGAAUGUUAGGUGGCGAAAUUUGUAUAAUGAAAUUAAAGUUCUUAGUCCUGAUAUUAUGUGUCUUCAGGAGGUGCAAAAUUCACAUAUUGGAGCAUAUUAUGAUAAACUUGAAGCACUCGGUUACAUUGGUAUAUAUAAAAAACGAACCGGGUGUAGAGUUGAUGGUUGCGCUAUAUUCUAUAAAGCCCAUUUGUUUGCCUUGGAGGAAUAUGAGACUGUAGAGUUUUUUCAGCCCAAUGUGCCAAUAUUAAACCGGGAUAAUGUUGGCAUAAUUGCAACAUUUUCACCCAAACGCCAUCCGCACAAGUCAUUUGUAAUUGCAACUACACAUCUAUUGUACAAUCCCAAACGUGAGGAUGUACGUUUGGCUCAAAUGCAGUUGCUGCUUACAGAAGUAGAGAGGUUGAGUUUCAGAUAUAAAUUCAAGUUGAAAAAUCCUUAUUUGCCUAUAAUUCUGACAGGUGAUUUAAAUUCAACCCCAGAUUCAGAAGUGUACAGCUUUUUAACUAAAGAUUCAUUGAACUAUGAACAUCUUAGUAAUAGGUCUGUAAUUGAAGCAAGCAGUAAUAAGCAGAAAAAGUUUUUGGUGCCACCUCAUUUGGGUAUAACAGAUGAUUCUCAACAUUUUCUAUUGUUGGAGCAGAGAAAAACCAAUCGACAAAUAUCAAGGUCUCUCGAAAAAGCUCUGAUUCAGUUGCACAACAGCGAGAGAGACGUAAGCGUAGUAAGCUCGGAGAAUUUAACGAAAAACUUUGAGCUUUUCGGUUCGGGCUCUAUUAAGCACAAAUUCUCUUUGAAAUCUGUUUAUGCAUAUAAUACGGAAAAUCCUGAAGGUACCACUUUUCAAAAUCGAUGGUUGAUGGUAGAUUAUAUAUUUUACAGCGGGAAUACUCUGCAGGAUACUUCUACAAGUGAUCUUAAAUUAAUAUCCAGGCAUAGGCUGCCAACUAGAAACGAGCUGAAAGGCAUCAAAAUUCCAAACAGCCUGAUGGGUUCGGACCACAUAAGUUUGAUGGCCAAGUUUUUACUGAAAACGUGAAAACUUAUAGGUAGUGUUCUUAUUUCGUUCUGUAUAUUUUGUUAACCAUUAUUUAAGGUAUUUUAGAAAUAAAGGCCGUGUUUAAGCAACACAGAAACGUAAUAUGUUUUGUUAACUCCAGAAGUAUUGUCUAAUUUAAAAAAAUAUAUAUUUUGACUAUAUUAUGGGUUUGUUUCCUGACUAUGUUGCGUUGGGGAUUGAGAACAAUAGUUCGUUUAAUGGCCCCCACAGACGCUCAGUUUUUUAAUACAGGCCGUCUGUGCAAACCUAGUUUGUGCAGGCAUAUCGGUGCGUUUGUGUGAACGUCCGGCCGACUGCGCAGGCCGUUGGCCUAGCCUGAGCGCGAAAUCACACAGUGCUUGAAUUUAGCCUGCGCAAACUUGGAAACCUGAGCGUGUGUGGACUCGUUCAAUUGAUUUGUUCAGUUUUAAGGUUUAUUUAGAAUCCAAAAAUAGUAAGCAACAAAAUGACGAAUGUUAACAAACAGUUUUUAAGCGAAUUUAUUGAGGUAUACAAAAGCUUACCAUGUUUAUGGAAAAUAAAGAGUAAAGAAUACAGUGACAGAAAUAAAAGUCCGCAGCCUAUGAUGUGUUGGUCGAAAAACUCAAAGAAGUUGAUACGGGAGCAAAUGGGAAAGCCGUGGUUAAAAAAAUAAAUAAUUUAAGGAGUUAAUUUAGGAAAAAAUUAAAAAAGUAUUGAAAUGCAAAGUAAGUGGGGCCGGUACAGAAUAUGUUUAUACUCCAAACCUGUGGUAUUAUGAAAUGCUGAUCUUUUUAAGUGAUGAAGAGACACCACAUGCCUCAACGAGUAACCUAGACGAUGAAGAACAUGGAAUAAAGAGCCCACUUAACGUUCUAAGUCCUGAAGUGCAUGAUCCUGGAGUUUUUAACAUCGAACUAACAGAAGAUUCCGAAAUUUUAUCACGCCCUACUAGGUCAGCCAGUUUCACUCCAAGUUCCUCAAAAAAGAAGAAAAGACCAGAAAACUCAACUGACAUAUUAAUAUCAAGAGCAUGUGCACAAUUAGUAAAGAAGGAAAACCAAUUUGAUACAAUAGCCAAAACUAUAGCCUCAAAACUAAGAAGCUUGCCACAUGAGCAACGAAUAUAUGCUGAAAAGAUCAUUAAUGAUGUGUUGUUCGAAGCAGAACUAGGAUGCUUAAACCGAAAUUAUAAGUUGGUGCAAGAGCCUGCAGCUAAAAUUCCAAUUGUAUGGAAGCCUCUCGUCAAGAACAAUAUAAUAAUAUGCAGUCUUCCUAUGAACUGCAUGUUAUGCAACCCAUACUUUCUGUAUAACAACAACACCAACAACAAGGUAAUGAAAAUUUAGGUACUUUUCUGCGUGGGUAUAACCCCGAAGCCGAAUAUUAAUUUGUAGAUAUGGUUUUCAACCCUUGAU